Messenger RNA from Myxocyprinus asiaticus (Chinese sucker), 3827 nucleotides. RefSeq names its product potassium voltage-gated channel subfamily KQT member 2-like. Gene Ontology annotation, cellular component: membrane. Gene Ontology annotation, biological process: transmembrane transport; potassium ion transport. Gene Ontology annotation, molecular function: voltage-gated potassium channel activity. Bases 46 to 2580 code for a protein of 844 amino acids. The record is from RefSeq and is a predicted model, not a curated record. The transcript is spliced from 16 exons. Lineage: Eukaryota; Metazoa; Chordata; Actinopteri; Cypriniformes; Catostomidae.
GUCUUCUCACUUUAUACACUCGUUUGGGUCUCUCAAACUGUAGCGAUGGUGAAGAAAUCGGCCAACGGGGAAGUUUAUCACCCCCCGGCAGGAGAGAAGAAACUGAAAGUCGGCUUUGUGGGACUGGACCCCGGGGCUGCGGAGACGAGCCGAGACGGGGCACUUCUCAUCGCCGGUUCCGAGAGCACAAAACGGGGCAGCAUCCUGUGCAGACCGCGGUCCAGCAUCUCCAGGGGGAGAAUAGCUCACAAAAGGAGCGCACGCUAUCGCAGACUGCAAAAUUUCCUUUACAAUGCGUUGGAAAGACCCCGUGGCUGGGCGUUCAUUUACCACGCUUAUGUAUUUCUGCUGGUGUUUUCCUGCCUGGUUUUGUCUGUGUUUGCAACAAUCAAAGAAUUCAAGAAAAGCUCUGAGAGUGCCUUGUACAUCCUGGAAAUCGUGACGAUCGUGGUGUUUGGUGUGGAGUAUAUUGUGAGGAUAUGGGCAGCCGGGUGUUGUUGUCGCUACAGAGGAUGGAGAGGAAGGCUGAGAUUUGCACGCAAACCCUUCUGUAUCAUUGAUAUCAUGGUCUUGUUUGCCUCGGUGUCUGUGCUGGCCGCUGGCUCACAGGGGAAUGUUUUUGCCACCUCUGCCAUUCGGAGUUUGAGGUUUCUUCAGAUCCUGCGAAUGUUGCGCAUGGACCGCCGCGGUGGCACAUGGAAGCUGCUGGGAUCUGUGGUUUAUGCGCACAGCAAGGAACUCAUUACAGCAUGGUAUAUUGGAUUCCUGUGUCUUAUCCUGGCAUCUUUCUUGGUGUAUUCAGUGGAGAAGGAUGAUAAUGCAGCGAUGUUUGAGACCUAUGCAGACGCCCUCUGGUGGGGGCUGAUCACUCUUACAACUAUUGGUUAUGGGGACAAGUUUCCUGUCACAUGGAAUGGACGUUUGAUUGCUGCCACCUUCAGUUUGAUCGGUGUUGCAUUUUUUGCUCUUCCUGCAGGUAUCCUGGGCUCCGGUUUUGCUCUUAAGGUUCAAGAACAGCACAGACAGAAACAUUUUGAGAAGCGUCGUAAUCCUGCUGCAGGACUUAUUCAGGCUGCUUGGAGAUUUUAUGCUACAAACCUCGCACGAACAGAUCUAUUGUCCACAUGGGAGUUUUAUGAGCAGACUGUAUCAGUCCCAAUGUACAGACUCAUCCCUCCUGUAAAUCAACUGGAUAUUUUAAGAAGCCUGAAGGGAAAAUCUGGUUUCAGGAAGGAUUCCCAGCCAGACACCACCCUAAGUCGCAAGCCCAGCUUUAAAGAGAAAGGCAGUCCCAGCCCCUCUAAGAGCGCCGGGGGGAAGGAGGCCAAGACUCCCAAGGCAGGUGAGGGAUUUAAAGAGAGUCCAAGCAAAGUUACCAAGAGCUGGAGCUUUACAGACCGGAACCGACAAAAGCAAGCUUUCAGAAUGAAAGAGGGAGCUUCACGGCAGAACUCUGAAGAGGCAAGUCUUCCAGAGGAGAUUGGGGAUGACAGGGGCUUCCACUGUGAGUUUGUGCCAGAUCUGUCUCCAGGACUCAAGGUCACCAUCAGAGCAAUCUGUGUUAUGAGGUUCCUGGUGUCUAAGAGGAGAUUUAAGGAAAGCCUCAGGCCCUAUGAUGUGAUGGACGUGAUAGAGCAGUAUUCAGCAGGCCAUCUGGACAUGCUCUCACGCAUCAAAAACCUGCAGUCCAGGAUAGAUUUGAUUGUGGGUCCCCCUCCCCCCUCGACCCCUCGUCACAAGAAAGUGGAUCAAAUUGUGGGAAAAGGAGCCAUGGCAGGAGAGAAGGACAAACUUAAGAGUGAUGCAGAGAUGGCUGAAGACCCCAGUAUGAUGGGACGUCUGAACAAGAUGGAAAAACAGGUGGGGGCAAUGGACCUUAAACUCAACUUUUUGGUCAGUGUGUACACCACACAUAUGGGCAUUCCACGUUCUGAGACUGAAGCCCUUCUGGGAUUUAAAAUCUCUUACCCUGCACCUCCCUACCACAGCCCAGACGACAAGAGUGAGAAAGCACCGAAUGACAAAGAGGAGGAGAAUAAUAAUAAUAGCGUGUCUCCUGUCAAACCCGGCCCAAAUAGGACCCCGAGUGUCAGCCAGUGUCAACCCUCUACCUCAUGGCACCAGCAGGAGGAACUUCCUCUUAACGUGCCUCUCUGGAACAACAGCCGAGGAGUGUCACCGAUAGGCACUGAUGACCCCUCGCUGUACCGCAUCCCACCUCCACCUUUCCACGAGGGCACGGACAACAGCCGCUCACGUAGGCCCAGGAGACCGAGGCAGCAGGCGGCCAUCGAAAGUGACACAUCCCUCUCCAUUCCCUCAGUGGACCAUGAAGAACUAGAGCGUUCUUUUAGUGGUUUCAGCAUUUCUCAGGCCAGGGAAGAGGAUUAUGUGCCUCCUGUGAGUCUGGGGCUGUUUGGUGGCGGUGGAGGGGGAGCGCUGUGCACCCAUCUCAGGCCGUACCUAGCUGAAGGAGAGUCAGAUACAGACUCUGACCUGUAUACACCUGGAGCACUGUCCCCUCUGUCUUUUACUGGGGAGGGGGCUUUUGGUGACAGGGUCUGGCCUGGUCCAAAGUAGUCUGGAGCUUUGUAGGAGCUUUGUUUUUGUGUGGACCAUUUAAAAUCAUUGGAGGAAUGCUGUCGAAAUGAGUCCUUUGCAGUCUGAACAUAGAUAACGAAAUUCCUAUCUUGGGUGUGACUACUGACUGCACAAACACAAUUGCAGCAUUGGCAGAGAGAGAGAGUGAAUCAUAAAUGUUGCGAUUUAAAGAAAGACCACAAACUUAGAGACCCUUAUUAAUAACAUGGCAGACAAGUAUGAGGAUGUUUGCACUUACAAAAGGAAAAUAUUGUGUGUAUUCCAUUAAUGGCAUGGAUCUUAACUAAAAAUCAAACAAGGAGCGUCUCUUUAGUUUGUGAGGGCACCACAGCUAUUUCAAACGCACUUUACCUAACUACUGUAUGAUUGUAAUUUUGCUUUAUGAGAUAUUUAUUUGAUAGUUUCUUUUUCUGAAAAGCAUUAUGAGACUAAUGAAAAUGAGUCGUUAAUCUGGGCAUGUGUUUAUUGAAAGUAUUUAAUGGGAACUUUAAAAGGCUCUUUUGGAGAAAAUUAUUUCAGCCAAAGAAAAAGAUGAAAGAAAGCACUUUGUAGCUGCGCAUGCCUUACAGGUAUAUUAUACUUAUAUUUCUUAUCUGUAGAAAGGGAGAGGAAUACAUUUUUAUAGCUACACUGGAAGUCAAAGCACUUUCUAAUAAAGACAUAAUUUAAGAAGAAAUGCAUUAAUAUUUGCAGAAGUACCUGGUGAUGGUCAAAGGAGAAAUAUUCAUGCUAUUGUGUGCAAUCUGUUUUAAUUUUCUAGAAUUGCAAAUGUGCACAUGAUAUAUUUUAUGCUGCAUGGCAUGUUUAUGGAAUAUAGCUUGCUGAUAAAAACCUAAAAAGAUGACAUUCCAAUUAGAAAGGAAUAGCAUUGAAAGAAUAUGUCCCUUUAACUGCAGUCAGAUUGCUUUCUUGGAGACAGACAGUAAAGUGGGAAUAUGUUGCUCCCAUAUAAGAUACAUUUUAAUUUGUUUUAUGUUUUAUUAAUGUCUGUUUUACUUUUCAAGCUAUGUAGGUGUCCUGUAAAGGCAAGAUACCACAUACGUACAUUUGCAAAAUAUAUAACUUUUCCAACUUAAAAGUUAUGCGCUAAUCCAUUUAUCUUAAAUGGUCAUAAGUAAUUAGGGAUGACAAUGUUAUAAGACAUUAAACAUUUUUCAAAGCAUUUCAAAGCAAAUAUUACAAUAUUAAGUAGCAUCCUGUAAGGCAAUAAAGUUGGUUCUAUCUGA